AUGAGUGCUGCUGAGGCUAAGAAAAAUGGAUGUACUGAAGCUAAAAAAAUUGCAGCCUACCUUUUGGUGGGAUUUUCACUACUUCUGACACUUAGGGUUGGUAUGAAUGGAGCGCCAUUCUGUAUGAAACGUUUUAAGAUACCUGAACAUUUGUUCAGUCUAUACGUUAGUAGAGUUCACAACGCAAUAGAACUAGGUGGCUUCUUAGGACAGUUUGUAUCAACUGUUUAUACUAUAAAAUAUGGGCAAAACGCUGAUGGACCGGGAAAGGAGCAAAUUUCCAUAGCUAUUAAUUGGUUGUUCUUCCUUAUUAAUGUAGUUCUAUUCUUUGUAUUUGUAACUGGUGGUGAAGAGGGUCAUUUGACUGAUUUUUACUGGGCACUAGCAUUUUCAGCCUUCGUAUACGGGAUGAAUUUAACUUUUAUUCUUAAAUUGGCUGGAGAUUGUAUAGUUUAUUAUUUGGCCACACUUCACGUUUCCGGUAUUUUUGUAUCUGUUUACCAUUUUCUAUUUUUGAGACUUUUUGGCAACAGAAGGAAGUUUAACACUGAUUAUUUAAUUAUUACUUGGCAACUUAUUUUAUCCAUAAUAAUUACAGCAGUAACAGCAGGAGUUUGGACAGCAGUUUAUGCUGGCAACGGAAGCCAGACAGAACAAACUAGCUCUAGUAAUGGAGAAUGUUCCAAAAAUGAUAGUUCUAAUGGUAAUGAUGUUGAGCAUGUCGUUUCGCCGAUGAUAAUGUGUGUGUUUGCUCAGGGAAUUGUAUAUGUCUUUUACCCAGCUAUAGCACCAGGCUUGAUAGUUGACUUUAGGCAUGUUAAUAAGAUAGAUCAGGCUCUUCUUAUUAUAGCACCUAUGCCAGCAAUUACAUUUGCAGUUAUUGAUGCCUUUAAGUUAGAAAGUUACUCACCUAAAUGUAAAUGGUCAAAAAAACUUUGGUGGCAUGGAACCUUGAUAUUUAUUCCAAUUAUGAUUACAUGUGGAUAUUUGUUUAUCAAAGCGCUUCACUAUCCUCAUUCAGGCCCGGCUUUAGCAAUUAUUAAUAAGCCUCGUAUGGCUGGAUUUUUGACAAUUCUCUUUUACCUUAGCCAUAUGAUACUACUAGCUGUUGGAUUUCCAGGUGUGGAAAAAAAUUCCGGAGGUUAUAAGGAUUAUCUUACUGUUGUCAACGGUUUUAUGGCCACUACUUCUAUGAUCAUUUUCGUUUUUUUGGCCGAAGGCUAUAUUAAUGAGUUUAAAAAACAUGAUAUGUCUAAUUGGCCAACAGAAGGAUUAUCAGCAAAAAGAGCAUUUGGAUUCUGGUUCGAUAAGGCAAUUCAAAACGGGUGGAAAAAUUUCAAGUUAAUAUUCACAAGAGAUCUUCGAAGAGAUUUAAUGACAGCACUUGAUGUGAACUAUAAAAGAUGA
Theileria annulata is the source of this 1407-nucleotide messenger RNA. Its product is annotated as Tpr-related protein family member, putative. NCBI's taxonomy places the organism in Eukaryota, Apicomplexa, Aconoidasida, Piroplasmida, Theileriidae. The coding region runs from base 1 to 1407 and encodes 468 amino acids. The transcript has a single exon. The record is from RefSeq and is a predicted model, not a curated record.